Molecule: messenger RNA, 3555 nt
Organism: Manihot esculenta (cassava)
Lineage: Eukaryota; Viridiplantae; Streptophyta; Magnoliopsida; Malpighiales; Euphorbiaceae
Exons: 4
Coding region: 188-3157 (989 amino acids)
Molecular function (GO): protein dimerization activity
Source: RefSeq, a predicted model, not a curated record
AGACUAAGCCUUGUAGUCUGACAAUUAAAAAUUUCAUAUUUAUAUAAUUUAUGUUAAAUAGAAAUUAAUGUAUGGAGUUAGGUUAAAAUUAAAAUAUUAGUUAUGAAAAAAAAUAUUUGCCUUCCAUUUAUUUGACAUUUGAUAUCUUUUAAUUUUUAUGAACAGUUAUUAAAUAUUUGUAUUGAAAAUGCCUCGUGGAAGUGGUUCUGGUUCUACUCAAGGAGGUGGUAAACCAAGUGAAGAUAUUGGGUGGAAGUUUGCAACACCUACAGGGAAAAAAGGAGAACUGAUUUGUAAUUUCUGUGGGAGAAAAGUCACAGGUGGAAUAACGAGAUUGAAAUUGCACUUGGCUAAUAUACCUGGUCAAAUUGCAGGUUGUCGGAAAGUUUCUUCCCAAGUUAAGAAGGAUAUGGCCGCUGUCCUGAAAGAAUACCGAUUAGCUAAAAAGGAUAAAGAAAAAAGAGAAAGAGAAUUAGAAGAAAUUAUGAAUAUAAAUAGAAUCGAAGAUGAUGAAGAGGAGGAGGAGGAGGAGGACAUCGAAAUGGAAAUGGCGAGACGGGCGAGCAUGAGACAGUUGGAAGAAGAUGAAUUUAGAAGGAGAAGUGGAUCUAGAUUUGAUGUUGGUGGUAGUUGCAGACAAAUGUUGGGUCGUUCUGCUACUACACGUGAAGGAGGUAGAGAAGCACAAAGAUAUGCAGAAGUAUCUACACCGGCAUCUCGGUUGGCUGCCACAGAAGUUGAGAUAGAGAGAAGCAGAGCUCAACAAAAGCAGCCAAAAUUAAAAAGUAAAUGGUUGAAGGCACAGAAGGAGAAAAUGUUGAAAGCAUUUGGAAAUUUUGUUAUACAUAAUAGACUUCCCUUCAGUAUUGUUGAGUCACCGUGGACAAAACCACUUUUAAGAACAGCAGCAGAAAUCGGGCCUAAUGUAUCUCCACCUAGUGCUUAUGAAAUUGCAGAAGUUUAUUUGAAAAAUGAGUACAAUGAGAUGAAAAAAUAUAUAGCCUCAUUUGAUGGAAUAUGGAAGGAGAGGGGAGUUACCAUAAUGUGUGAUGGUUGGAGUGGGCCAACACGUAUGAGUAUAGUAAAUUUCCUUGUCUACUCAAACAGAGGCACAGUGUUCCACAAGUCUGUUGAUGCAUCCAAUGUGGAGCAUAAAGAUGGAGAAUACUAUUUUAAAAUUAUGAAAGAAGUAGUGGAAGAAAUUGGCCCUCAAAAAGUUGUCCAAGUGGUAACGGACAACGAAGCUGCUAUUAAAUUAGGAGGGAAGAAACUAAUGGAGAAAUUCCCUAAUCUAUAUUGGACUGCUUGUAGUGCUCAUUGUAUUGAUUUGAUUUUGGAAGAUAUUGGAAAGAAGAAGAGUGUGAAAAAAAUAAUUGACCAAGCCAAGGUAAUUACUCAAUUUAUUUAUAAUCAUAAUUGGGUAGUCAAUUAUAUGAAGAAAUUCACGGACAAUAGAGAUAUUAUUCGACCUGGCAUCACUAGAUUUGCCACAAACUUCAUUGCUUUAGAGUCUAUUGUCCGUUAUAGGGUGGGGCUAAGGAAUAUGUUUGAAUCGGAGCAAUGGAUAAUGAGUAAAUAUGGACAAGCAACAAGUGGUCCAGCGCAUGAAGCCAAGAAAAUUGUGCUUGGCUUAGGCAACGAAGGAAGAAACUUUUGGGAGAGGGCACAACAAAUAAUGAAAGUUCAAGAACCUCUCCUGAAGGUUUUAAGAUUAGUUGAUGGAGAUGACAAGCCAACAAUGGGAUUUAUAUAUGAGGCAAUGGAGCGAGCAAAAUUGGCUAUUCAAAAAAAUUGUAGAAGCUAUUUGGAAUAUUGGAGAAUAAUUGAUCAUAGAUGGAAUUUUCAAUUGCAUCAUGACUUACAUGCCGCUGGAUAUUUUCUAAAUCCUCAAUAUCAAUAUGGCCCACAUGAUAUUGGAAAUGAUAAUGAAAUCAUGUUGGGUCUCAAAAAUGUGAUUCAACGUCUAGAGGGGGAUUUAGUAAAUCAAGGAAAAGCAUUAAAUCAAGCCCUACUUUUUCGGGACAAAAUAGAGAGUUUUGGAACAGCUUUGGCGCAAAAGGCAAUUAAGUUCACUAAUCCAGCUGAGUGGUGGAUUAAUUAUGGAGAAAGUGCUCCUGAGUUGAGAAAAAUUGCUAUUAAAGUACUGAGCCAAACAACUUCAGCUUCAAACUGCGAGAGAAAUUGGAGUACAUUUUCUCUCAUUCACACAAAGACAAGAAACAGAUUGAAGUAUCAAAAAUUACAUGCACUUGUCUUUGUGCACUACAACAUGAGGCUGAAAAUCAGAAAUGUGACAAGAAAGAGCCAACAGGAGUUAGACAGGAGCUACGAUCCAAUUAAUUUGGAUUAUAUUUUUGAAGAAGAUGAUCCGUUAAACUCUUGGUUGGAGGAAAGGGAAUCUCCAUUGCUUGAUGGGCAACCAAAUCCAUGGUUAGAUGAUGAAGAGGCGGGUAAUGCUCCAUCACAGUCUGAAUCUGCCACUCAAACUCAAGGACAACAAGGUACUGCUGGUGAUGAUGAUUCUUUUAUUUUAUCCAGCUCUAGUAGUGAUGAUGAUGAUGGUGGAGGUGAUCAAGGUGGAGGAGGAACCACAGUUGAAGGAGGUGGUAGCCGUAGUUCACAAGAUCCACCUAGUCAAAGACAAAGUGGAAUUAGAAUUGCUUCUGAACCAUCUCCGAUGCGUACAUAUCAAAGAUCACGAGGCUCUCAUAGUUCUAGUACUGGUGGUGCUGAAACAUCCCAAACAAGAGGUAAGGAUGUUGCAUAUGAGGAGGAGGGGUCAAUUGAUUCAUUAAAUUAUGGAUACAACGCUGGCACGCAUAAUCCAAAUUUUAUGUAUGGUGGUGGACCUGGUGGUAGCUCAUCAUCUGAAGAUACUUCAUCAAAUUAUGGGUUCCAUGGCCAAUUUAGAGGGGUGCCAUAUCCAACAAAUUAUCCUCCUGCAUAUUCAUAUUACCCCUUAUCAGGAGCAGAGUCAGCUUUAUCAUACCCUCAGCCAACUUAUGGUGAUCCUAAUGAUAUUAUGGGUGGUGGUUCUUUAUUCAGUUUUGAUCCACAACAAUACUAUCAACAUCAGCAGCAUCACCUUAAUGAUCAAAGCUCAGAGAGCCAAAGUCAAGACCAACAAGAACCUGCACGACGUUCUUUUUGGUGGUAGUGAGGUUGGUAAUUUCCUAUAUGGCAUUUAAUUUAAGCUAAAUAGUAAUAUAUUUGAUAUAUUUAUGUUUAUUAUAUAUUUGUAUACAUUGUUCUGAAUUAAAUCUAUUGAUAUCAUAUCAUUUUAUGAACUUUGCAAAUUGAUUUGAAAAAUUUGCGUAGCGCCAGGCCGUUACCGUUACGGCUGUUACAGACCUGUUUCCGUUAUCCGCGACCGCGGCCGCGAUCGCGAUUUAAAACCAUGGUUCACAAGCCUAUUCGCGAGCCUGCUCAUGAACUCAGAAACGAGCCGAGUUCACAAGCCUUAACGAGCCGAGUUCACGAGCCUUAACGAGCUGAGUUCACGAGCCUUAACGAGCCGAGUUCACGAGCCUUAACGAGCCGAGUUCACGAGCCUUA